UGGCACUCUUCCCCAAGGAUCCCCGCGCAAGCGAUGCACGCGCAGCCACAAGCAUCCUCAGAGCAGGGCCGGGCUGCGGGCAGGCUCACAGCUCUGCGCUGUCCGGCUGGGGAUGAGCUACCAGCACACCGGGGACGCGCGUGUUGCAUACUCAGGAGCCGUACUCUGCUCGAGGAGGCUUCACACUAGCGUUGUCACGCCUUGACCAUGAACGGGUACCUGAAUGAAUCCAAUUUCGUGAUGGUGGAGGAGGGCUUCACCAGCAGGGACCUCCUGGAGAGCAGCCUGGUGGAGCUGUGCCAGGCGGGUGACCAGCAGGCCUUCUUCGUGGCAGACCUUGGGGACAUUGUGAAGAAACACCUGCGCUUCCUGAAGGCCUUGCCUCGAGUGAAGCCCUACUUCCCUGUGCGGUGCAACAGCAGCGGAGGGGUGAUGCGGCUGCUGGCGGAGCUGGGGGCAGGCUUUGCCUGUGCCAACAAGACAGAGAUUGCAGAGGUUCAAAGCAUUGGGGUCCCAGCUGACAAGAUUUUCUACAGCAGCCCUUGCAAGCAGGUUGCCCACGUCAAAUAUGCAGCCAGCCAUGGUGUGCAGCUGAUGACCUUUGACAACGAGGUGGAGCUGGGCAAGGUGGCCCGGAGCCACCCGCAAGCCAGGAUGCUUUUGGGUAUUGCUGCUGACCCCAGCCCUUCUGCCCAUCCAAGCAUGAUGUUUGGGGCCACGCUCAAGUCCUGCCGACGCCUGCUGGAGUCAGCAAAGGAGCAAGAUGUGGAGGUUGUCGGCAUCAGCUUUCACCUUGGGAGCCACAGCCUGGAGCCCCAGGUUUUUGCCCAGGCUGUCGCAGAGGCACAACUGGCAUUUGACAUGGGCACAGAGCUGGGCUAUCGAAUGCACCUCCUGGACAUCGGAGGGGGAUUUCCUGGCACCGAGGACACCAGAGCCCAGUUUGAGGAGAUUGCUGCUGUGAUAAACUCUGCACUGGACAUGUAUUUCCCGGAAGGCUGUGGGGUGGAGAUUGUUGCCACACCGGGGCGAUACUAUGUCACCUCAGCCUUCACCUUUGCAGCCAGCAUCACUGGCAAGGAAGAGGUUCCCAUGGAGCAGCCAGGCUCUGAUGGGGAAGAGUCUGGCAGCAAGAGGAGCCUCGUCUAUCACCUCAGCGAUGGCAUCUACGGUACCUUCAGCUGUGUCCUGUUUGACAGUCCCUGCCCCAAGCCUCUGCUGCACAAGAAGCCCUGCCCAGAGCACCCCUUGUGCAGCAGCAGCCUCAGGGGUCCCCUGGGUCACGCAGAGGACCAGAUUACCAAUGAUGUGGAGCUGCCUGAGCUGCAGGAUGGGGACUGGCUGAUUUUUCGGGACAUGGGUGCCUACACCAUCGCAACUUCAUCCCUGUGCGGUGGGUGUCCCCGGCCACACGUCACCUAUGCCAUGUCCCGCCUGGCCUGGAAGGCCCUCCAGCUCCUCCAGGGGAAGCCACCGCCAGCAGAAGAUGACCAUGAGAGCGCCUGCACUCCGCUAUCAUGCGGCUGGGAGAUGGUGGAGUCCCUCUGCGUCCCACCGGUCUUCACCCCAGCCAGCAUCAUCUGAGCAGGGAAGGCCCACGCCAGCACCCUGCACCCACAGAGCUGCAGGCACAGCUCAGCAUAGCACGGUCCUGCUCCUCCUGCUUGUACGGUGCUGCGUGUGCUCAGCAGGUUUGGGUGCUUUCAUAGGAGUUAUGGUAAUAAAUGGGUGUUGAGCCUGGCUCGGGUUUUGCCAUG
Molecule: messenger RNA, 1757 nt
Organism: Meleagris gallopavo (turkey)
Lineage: Eukaryota; Metazoa; Chordata; Aves; Galliformes; Phasianidae
Gene: AZIN2
Product: antizyme inhibitor 2
Cellular component (GO): cytoplasm
Molecular function (GO): catalytic activity
Source: RefSeq, a predicted model, not a curated record